Molecule: messenger RNA, 2505 nt
Organism: Sesamum indicum (sesame)
Lineage: Eukaryota; Viridiplantae; Streptophyta; Magnoliopsida; Lamiales; Pedaliaceae
Product: Thiamine pyrophosphate dependent pyruvate decarboxylase family protein
Biological process (GO): fatty acid alpha-oxidation
Cellular component (GO): peroxisome
Molecular function (GO): thiamine pyrophosphate binding; catalytic activity; magnesium ion binding
Source: RefSeq, a predicted model, not a curated record
UUCAGGUAAACAUGCCUUGAAUCAAACUUUGAGGAAAGCCCAGCGAGGAGUUAGAAGCCAAAUUGGCUUUCACAGGUGUGCAGCCGCCAGUUCGUGUUCGGGGCACGCUUUGCUAGACCCAACCAAUUCUAUAUCUUCUCUCGCCCAUUCUCAUUCAGGGCAGGUGCUUUUCCCCCAUUAUCACCUACCAUCGUUCUUGUCGAAAACUAUUAAAGAGCCAAAUCGCGCUGCUGCCUACUCCUACCAUACUCCUCUUCCCUCUGUUUGUGUUGAAUUCACCGUUCUUUCUUCUCCUGUUUCUGAGUUCUUGUUGUUCUACUAAUUCAGUCCACAUCAAUGGCGGACGCCGGCCACAAAACCCCACUGAUGGUUGACGGCAACAGUCUGGUGGCCAUGUGCCUGGCACGCGCCGGCGUCGACAAGAUGUUCGGUGUGGUGGGUAUUCCUGUUACUUCACUGGCCAAUCGCGCCGUAGCCCUCGGCAUCCGAUUUAUUGCCUUCCACAACGAGCAGUCUGCGGGCUACGCCGCCUCCGCCUACGGCUACCUCACGCGCCGGCCCGGGGUACUCCUUACCGUGUCUGGCCCGGGAUGCGUCCACGGACUGGCUGGAUUAUCCAACGCCACGGCGAAUGCUUGGCCUAUGGUCAUGAUCUCUGGCUCCUCCGAACAGAGCUUCACCGGCCGUGGGGACUUCCAGGAGCUCGAUCAACUUGCCGCUGUCAAACCCUUCUCCAAAUUCUCCGCCAAGGCUACUGAUAUAACUAAAAUUCCCGCAUCCGUCUUCAGUGUCAUUGAUUGGGCCGUAGCUGGUCGGCCUGGUGGGACGUAUUUGGACGUCCCCUCCGACGUUCUUCAUCAGACUGUUGAUAAAUCCGAGGCUGAAAGAUUGAUAACUGAAGCCCUAAAUUCUAGAAACAAAGAUUUGAUCGAGAAGCCCAGGAUUAAUUAUUCGGAAAUUCAAAAGGCCGUGGAGUUGCUGAGAACAGCACAGAGACCUUUGAUUGUGUUUGGAAAGGGGGCAGCUUACGCUAGAGCUGAAAAUGAAUUAACCAAAUUAGUGGAGAGUACAGGAAUCCCUUUCUUGCCCACUCCAAUGGGGAAAGGGUUGCUGCCGGAUACACAUGAGCUCGCGGCUACAGCUGCAAGGUCAUUGGCGAUUGGGAAAUGUGAUGUGGCUUUGGUUGUUGGCGCCAGGCUUAACUGGUUGCUGCAUUUUGGAGAGCCACCUAAAUGGUCCAAAGAUGUGAAAUUUAUACUUGUUGAUAUAUGCAAGGAAGAGAUUAAGCUCAGAAAUCCAUGUUUGGGGAUAGUGGGAGAUGCCAAAGAUGUGGUGGGGAUGAUACACAAGGAGAUUAAGGAUGACCCCUUUUGUCUGGGGAGAACUCACCCUUGGGUUGAGGCGAUAAAGAAUAAGACUAAGGAAAAUGUAGCAAAAAUGGAGGUUCAGUUAGUGAAGGAUGUGGUGCCGUUUAAUUUUAUGACACCAAUGAGGAUCAUACGUGAUGCAAUUUUGGGGGUUGGCAGUCCUGCACCUAUAGUAGUCUCUGAAGGAGCUAACACUAUGGAUAUAGGGAGAGCGGUACUGGUUCAAACAGAGCCGAGGACUAGAUUGGAUGCAGGGACUUGGGGGACGAUGGGGGUCGGUCUUGGAUAUUGCAUUGCUGCUUCUGUAGCAUCACCUGAUCGGCUAGUUGUGGCUGUUGAAGGGGACUCUGGAUUUGGAUUCAGCGCCAUGGAAGUUGAGACACUUGUUCGCUAUCAGUUGCCAGUGGUGGUCAUAGUCUUCAACAAUGGUGGAGUCUACGGUGGUGACAGGAGAAACCCAGAAGAAAUCACCGGGCCUUACAAGGAUGAUCCUGCACCUACAUCUUUUGUUCCUGGUGCAGCUUAUCAUCUUCUUCUUGAAGCUUUUGGAGGAAAAGGUUAUCUUGCUGGGACUCCUGAUGAGCUAAAAUCUGCCCUUGUGCAAGCUUUUACUGCAAGGAAGCCUACCGUCAUAAAUGUCACAAUCGAUCCAUAUGCUGGUGCAGAAAGCGGGAGAUUGCAGCACAAAAACUGAGGUAGUGCAAAUAUCCUUGUGCGCUGGUGAAAUCACACGUUUAGGUUGACAGUUCUCCCAUUGGCAUAUUCAAUAUGUGUUUUAGUAGUUUGAAAGUUGCGCAGGGUUCUUUAACUGAGUGCCCUUUGUACAUAAUUAAGAACUUCAUGCCGAGUUCUCUAGACGUAUGUCUAUAUUGUUUAACCGACCAUACUAGUGUCUCAAUUCCCGGAUUAGGAAUGUUACGAAACUAAUGCAGCUAUAGUGCUUGCCUGCUUUAGCUUGAAAUCUUCUUCCUAUUAGGUUGGUGAGACAUUCCAUUCUUCUGUAUCAGAACUAAAUCAUGGCGAUUCGAGCACGAUCUACUGGCCUUAUGAAAUCAAAUCUUGGCAUACUAUGUAGUGAUGUUGGAGAAUACCCGAGUACUUCUGUUUCCAGUUCAAUACAAUAAGUCUUAUUUGGUCA